CCCAAAUCCCUGCCCCGGAUGCUUGUCUCUCAAUUUCUUUGGUAGAAGAAAAGAGAUUUUCAAUAAAAGUUCUCUCUAUAUAAAUAGUACGUACACAGGACCCCCUUGUUCAUAAUUCUUUGGGAUAUGGGAAGACCACCUUGCUGUGACAAAGUAGGGGUCAAGAAAGGGCCAUGGACGCCUGAGGAAGAUAUCAUCUUGGUCUCUUACAUACAAGAACAUGGUCCCGGGAAUUGGAGAUCGGUUCCUACUAAUACAGGUUUGCUUAGGUGCAGCAAGAGUUGCCGGCUUAGAUGGACAAAUUAUCUCCGGCCGGGUAUUAAGCGUGGAAACUUCACCGAUCAUGAAGAGAAGAUGAUUAUCCAUCUCCAAGCUCUUCUGGGAAACAGAUGGGCAGCCAUAGCGUCCUAUCUUCCUCAGAGGACAGAUAAUGAUAUAAAAAAUUAUUGGAAUACCCAUUUGAAAAAAAAGCUCAAAAAACUCCAAGAUGGGCAGAAUCAUGAUGGGUUCUCAGCCUCACAGCCAAAGGGUCAGUGGGAGAGAAGGCUCCAGACAGAUAUCCGUUUGGCUAAACAAGCCCUUUGUGAGGCCUUGUCCCUUGACAAAUCAAGCUCUUUAACUGACUCAAAGCCCUCUACUACUAACGUCUCUCACCCUUACACAAGACCACAUCAAGUAAUAGGAUCCACCUAUGCAUCAAGUGCAGAAAACAUUGCAAGAUUGCUCGAAAACUGGAAGAAAAAUUCACCAAAACAAGCUCAAACAAACUCGGAUACUAUCCUAAUGUCCGUAGACAAAGCAGCAGCGGCCAAUUCCAGUACUAGUGAAGGAGCACAUAGUGAAACCACACCUAAUCAGCGAUUUGACUCACUUUUUAGCCUCAACUCUUCCAACUCAUCUGAUUCGUCUGUGUCGGUGGAUGAGAAUGGAAAUUUGACACCAGAAACCAGCCUCCUCCAUGACGAAAGCAAGCCAAACAUGGAGAAUCAAGUUCAAUUCUCAUUGUUGGAGAAAUGGCUCUUUGAUGAUGGUGCUGCUCAGGGUCAUGAAGACCUAAUUAACCUGUCCUUAGAAGAUAGUGCAAUUGGGUUGUUUUGAAGAAAAGACCUUAAUUAUCAUGUCUUUAAUGUGUUAGGGCUUCUUUUCUUUUUUGUUUUUGAGAGUCUAGGUCUUCUUCUAGUAAACCUUGUUAGUUUCUAGCCUAAUUAUGCAGAAAUCAAGAUAACACCCAACUUUAAUAAUUAGUGGAAGAACAAAAAGUGUAAAUUAAAAAUUUACUACAUCUAUGUAUUAGACAAAAAUAUUAUCUAAUGUCAUCUUAUUACUUCGUUAUAA
Molecule: messenger RNA, 1335 nt
Organism: Hevea brasiliensis (rubber tree)
Lineage: Eukaryota; Viridiplantae; Streptophyta; Magnoliopsida; Malpighiales; Euphorbiaceae
Product: myb-related protein 306
Exons: 3
Coding region: 127-1098 (323 amino acids)
Biological process (GO): response to auxin
Source: RefSeq, a predicted model, not a curated record